AUGAAGCACACUUUCUCUGCUGCCUUUACGGCCCUUCUCCUGCUUAUCCUGACGGCUUGCGGUACUACGGCCGCCCCAACCAAAGAAUCAACCAAAAAGCCUUUCUCCUUCGCCUCAUGGGUUGACGAUCUUUCCCGCCCUGACAUCGUUGCUCUAACGCCUGAACAGGCUCUCGAGGCCUAUAACGCUUCUCGACACAGCGCCGUUUCCAAACGGGAGGGGGCCGGGGGCGUUUCCAAACGGUGGCCCGAAGGGUUAGGCAUGUGCUUUCCUUCAGACAUGCACGCUCCGGCUGACGAUGCAGUUGCAAUCAUUGCUCUAUUCGUAGAGAAGGGUCAGGAAAAAGUAACUCUCCGACAGGACCCAUCCGGGUUCAGAAAUGUGAUCGGUGUGCAUGGGCAGCUCACAGUAGACGCUUACUGUUAUAGAGGUGGUCGUAAUCAGUGGAUGUGCCCUGAGCGUACUGUAACUUGCCUCAUUGUUGCCCAAGCCGUGGGCCACCUCAUGGAUUCUUGCACCUGGGACAACAGUGUAGGGGGAAGUUAUUGGGUUCUCGACAGGGAACUUUUCCUAAACGUCUGGGAUGGCGCAUUCUUAAGCGUUGAGAAUUCCUAA
Molecule: messenger RNA, 615 nt
Organism: Neurospora tetraspora
Lineage: Eukaryota; Fungi; Ascomycota; Sordariomycetes; Sordariales; Sordariaceae
Exons: 2
Coding region: 1-615 (204 amino acids)
Source: RefSeq, a predicted model, not a curated record